AUGGGUGGGGUCUAUUCUGUUGCAUUCUCACGAGAUGGAAAGCACAUCGUGUCAGGGUCAGGUGACAAUACCAUUAGGUUGUGGGAUGCCGGGACUGGCGAGCCGCUCUGGCCACUUCUCGGGGCACAAGGUCAUUCUUUCCAAUCUGUCGCAUUCUCACCGGAUGGCCAGCGUGUUGUGUCUGGGUCAUGGGAGGGAGCCAUCCAGUUAUGGGAUGUCGCGACUGGCGAGACGCAGCGGGCACCAUUAGAGGGAUAUCUGGAUAGUGUUGGCUCUGUUGCAGUUCGCUCAGACGGAACGGACAUUGUGUCUAGAUCUCAAGACCGCACAAUCUACCCAUUCGAUGCACUAGCCAUUCGAGAACAUGACCUGCAACGCUUCAUACGUUUUUCCAUUCAUCCGGGACAACACCUCGUUGAUACAACUGCACUUAUCGACGACAUCACUGACCCGGCGCAAAACGAGUCGGCACUCCCGGUGAGGAUUCGGGAAGAUGACAGAUGGACUGUGAUUGGACCGAAAGAGAGGCUUCUGUUUUGGGUCCCGCCAACUUAUAAUCACCGCUGGGACGAUCCGAGGUUGCGGUGGAUCAUCCCAGUGCCAGAUGCCACUCCAUUGGAUCUCAGCCAUAUGGCUCACGGGUUGUCAUGGGAGUCUUGUUAUCGAAGACACGCAGAUGUUUGA
This is a messenger RNA of Suillus paluster, 684 nucleotides long. Its product is annotated as WD40-repeat-containing domain protein. Gene Ontology annotation, cellular component: transcription repressor complex; nucleus. The coding region runs from base 1 to 684 and encodes 227 amino acids. The record is from RefSeq and is a predicted model, not a curated record. Gene Ontology annotation, biological process: negative regulation of transcription by RNA polymerase II. The transcript has a single exon. NCBI's taxonomy places the organism in Eukaryota, Fungi, Basidiomycota, Agaricomycetes, Boletales, Suillaceae. Gene Ontology annotation, molecular function: protein binding.